Molecule: messenger RNA, 1680 nt
Organism: Phasianus colchicus (ring-necked pheasant)
Lineage: Eukaryota; Metazoa; Chordata; Aves; Galliformes; Phasianidae
Source: RefSeq, a predicted model, not a curated record
CCUGCAGCAGCGUCUCUCCAGUUAAAGCGGAGGGGGGAGAGGAGAAAGCAGGGACGGAGACAGCGGUGCAGCAUCUGUGCCGCGGCUCGGGGCUGAAGAAGAGGAGCCGCGGCGGCGGCGGGGAGGAAGAGGAGACGAGGAGCCCUCCCGGAGCCGUCCGUCGGCAGCGGGGGACGCGGCAUGCGGCUGUCCGGGGGCAGCGGGCAUUUCUCGGGAGGGAGAUGGAGAGCUGCGCUCUGACCAUGCCUGGGUGAGAGGGGAAAGGACCAGUCGCUCAGCCCCGCCGCCACCAACUACCACUACCACCACCAUCUCCUCUCCCUCCUCCUCUCUCUGCGUUACCGCUCUCGCUUUCUCCGCGGCACUCCGCGGUGGAUGGACUGGGGCUGCUUCGUGUGGCGAGACCAAGGCUGAGCCACCGGCCAACCCCGACGCUAUCUCAGAGGAAGAGAAAGAAGAAGAAAGAAGAGGGAGAAAGAGAGAGAGGGGGAGAGUGGAACAGGGAGCGAGCGAGCGAGCGAGCAAAGGAAGACAGGCAAGAAAAUCCCCCCAAUCUUUUAAGUCAAUGCAUAUUGUGGUGACACCGGCAAAGGAGCCCUCACGGUGGAGUCGGCCAGGGCUGUGCGUUCCCAAAAUAUGACCAGGGGUGCUUGGAUGUGCAGUCGGCAGUAUGACGACGGCUUAAAAAUCUGGUUCGCAUCCCGGGAGAACGAGAAACCCUUCGCGGAUUCAGAGAGGGCUCAGAAAUGGCGACUGUCCCUGGCAUCGCUCUUGUUUUUCACGGUCCUGCUCUCUGAUCACUUGUGGUUCUGCGCCGAGGCCAAAUUCACGGGCACCGGAGAGAAGGAACAGCCGCCGCCCGACAAGCCGGAGCCCGCGGAGCCGGAGCUGCCGCCGGGCAUGGGGGAACCGUCGCCCCCCGCGCCCCGGCUCCUCACCCCCCCCGAGCCCUCCCUCCCUCCCUCCCCCGGCAGCGGCGGCGGCGGCGGAGGCAGCGAGCCCCGGCACGGCGAGGCUGCCUUCCUGGGGAACUCCACCGCCGCGCCCCCGGAGACGUGCCCCCCGCCGGGCCGCUCGUCCGGACGCUGCUUCAGCGUGGGGGACGCCGAGGAGGUGUGCCGGCGGCGGGGAGACCCGGGACUGCCGCGGGGCGCGGGGCAGAGCCCGGCGCCCGGCUGGGAACUGAUGGAUUUUUACCUUUCCUUUUGUAAUUCCUACACACUUUGGGAGUUGUUCGCCGGGUUGUCCAAUCCGGACACUUUGAACUGCAGUCUGGAUGUGGUGCUGAGGGGGGGAGGCUCCUGCAGCCAGUGCGUCCAGGCUUACCAGCGCUACGACCAGCACGCUCAGGAGAAAUACGAAGAGUUUGAGGUUAUGCUCCAGAAGUAUUUACAGUCGGAUGAGUACUCGGUGAAAUCGUGUCCUGAGGAUUGUAAGGUAGGAGGCCCUGCUGUGUUUCCUGUCCCUCGGCGGCGGGCUGCCGGGGUGCCUUCCGUCUGCGCGUGCCGCGCCGUCCCUCUGCGCGUUGCGCUGUGCUGUGCGGGCGCUCCGCUUUGGGGAUGCUCGGGGUGCGCCUGGCGUCGGCGGCCGCUGUCCGCGGGUGGGAGCAGCUGGGGCCGCUGCGCAGGGCCCCCGGGUGAGCGCUGCUCUAAGGGAGGCAAGCAGACGGGGGAAUGUUAA